Molecule: messenger RNA, 1077 nt
Organism: Nerophis lumbriciformis (worm pipefish)
Lineage: Eukaryota; Metazoa; Chordata; Actinopteri; Syngnathiformes; Syngnathidae
Source: RefSeq, a predicted model, not a curated record
AUGGCUACUCCCAGCCCAGAGUCAACUCUUCUCGGCGUUUGCGACGGUGAGUUGGACGACUCUAAGCAUCGGUCGUCCUUCCUCACCAACAAGGUGGGAGGCCUCCCGGACGUUGUGCCGGGCCUACGACGCUCGUUCCCCCGUUGCGAGUGUUGCUCGUUCCCGCUCGUCCACGUGGUGCAGGUCUACUGCCCCUUGGUGGGAUCGCCCUAUCACCGGACACUCCAGCUGUUCGCCUGCCCGGCUGCUGAGUGCAGCGGCCGGCCAGAGAGUUGGACGACGUUCCGCUCUCAGUGUCUGGAGGUCGAAGGGGGGGCGGGGCGGACGUCCGCCAGGGCCGAGUCGGCCAAAGAGGCUCCUCUGUCGGCCAGUGAUUGGUGUGACUCCGCCGAUGAUUGGGGCAUUGAGGAGGAAGCUGAGGAAAAAAGAGAAGAAAAAAAAAAAUCAACAUUUAAAUAUGUUCCUGAAGACAUGAUCAGAGACCGGCUAGAUAUGCUUCAUAUCGCAGAGCCUCAGCUGGGCGUUCCUGUCCUGCGACCGUUCUUCAUCAGUGUGGUGGACGAAUGCGACGUAUUGGCUGAUGACGAAGAAGGGCUUUCGCAUGCUGAAAAGCUGCUGAGGGAUUAUGAGAGAAGAGAAGGAGCAGUCGCAGGCGAGCUGGAGAGUGGCCAAGAGGACAGUGGUGGCGAAAAAUAUGAGAAGAGUCGAGCACGUCACGGCGACCAUUCCUUCUCCAGAUUCCGGAAGAGGAUCUCGGCGUGUCCGCAGCAGAUCUUGCGCUAUUGUCGCGGUGGGCGACCGCUCUUUAUCUCGGAACCGCCUUCGGACGAUCGGCAACUGGUGCCGCCAUGCAAUUCCUGUGGGGGCCUACGCAUAUUUGAGUUCCAGCUAAUGCCAGCCCUGGUCAGUCUGCUGAGCUGGAAGGACGCUGGCGGGACUUCUGCCAGCUCGCAGCUGGAGUUCGGGACCGUGCUGGUCUACACUUGCGCCAACAGUUGCUGGACAUCUUCGGAGCGGCAACUUCGCAACGAGUUCUGCUUUGUCCAAAUGGACCCGGACCAGGAACUAUUUAAAUGA